Salmo salar (Atlantic salmon) is the source of this 2540-nucleotide messenger RNA. RefSeq names its product E3 ubiquitin-protein ligase MARCHF9-like. Gene Ontology annotation, biological process: protein ubiquitination. NCBI's taxonomy places the organism in Eukaryota, Metazoa, Chordata, Actinopteri, Salmoniformes, Salmonidae. The record is from RefSeq and is a predicted model, not a curated record. Gene Ontology annotation, molecular function: ubiquitin-protein transferase activity; zinc ion binding.
AACACGUGGCCGCAACGUCACAUGGAAAUCAGCACCUCGGACAGCGGCUUCUGCCAACGCGCAGCAAAACGGUGAAGCUUUUUUCCUUUACCGAUAGGAGGAAGGAAUAAUCAUAAGAAAAUGAGUGGACAACAACAAUAUAGAUGAACACAUCUGUGUUUCAAUUCGGCUAGCAUGCAUUUCCAUGGCAGGAUCCUCCAGUUCUCAGAUUUCGAUGGAGGCACGUCUGCUGUCAGAAGCAAGUAUUUCAGCGCAACCAUGUAAAUUAGCGUCUUAUUGUUAUUAAUUGAACUGGUGUAAUUAGUUAUUGGUAGUAAACGAACCCGUUAUUUGAUGUCAAAGUUUAACUGGCAUAGCGAAGUAAUCGUUUUGCUUCGUUCGCCUAUUCUGGGGGGUUCUUCCCUGGCAUCUUCGUUCUUCCUGGUUUGUGUUGUGCAGGAAUGAUUGCAGAAAGAAUAAAAAAGCAGCAUGGAAAUUCAAUGGCAAAGUGAUGUGCGUUUUUCUACACAUUUUUGGUGUCUCGUCCGAUCCUGUUUAAAAUGUAAACACGUUGGAUAGUAGUGUCUCUCGGACUUGUGUGGAGGGGGAACAGUGUGGACGUAACCUAUUCUCUAUCUAUCAGCCAGAAUAAACACGGUAAGGAAACUGGGGAAGAGAAAAACACGGUGAUCUGAUGGCUAGCAUGCCAUUGAGGGACAAACAAGAGAGAUGAUUGCCAUCUCGUUUUAAUUUCAACUGGCCUUUUUUUGUAUGGACUAAACAGCUGAAAGCAACACCCAAAAAUGACUCGGUGGAAUUACUCAUGCCAUAGCAUUAAUAAAAUGUUAUAUUAUACCUGAGACUCCAAAGCUCCUCCUGCAAUAGAAUAUCACAUUUUCGCUCAGAACCAUGUUAAAGGUUCCCCUUAAAUACAGCUCCCGUUAAAUUCAAGCUUUGGCAUUGUCCCAUGAGUGACUGGGUCGAAAAUGAACGUGAGGGGAUUUCGUUUGAUCUUAUUGCUGUUUGGAGAUGGUAAUCGCUCACACUGAAAGCCAUCGUGAUGAUUUUAUAUUGGCAUCCGUUGACUCCCGAAAGAAACAGUCUCUGCCCAUCCAUUAAAAAACUUCCGCAUUGGCUAUCAUAGGCUACACCUGGUAACAGAGAAAAUGUAUCAUGGCGAGAUACAAUCUAUUUACAUUGUCAUAUUUGGAUUUCUAUUGACCAAGAUUUGUGCCCGGCAGCCAUACUUUUUAUAGACACCUCUGAUAUUUUGUUUUGAUACCAUAGCCAAUAGCUAGAGAAGGCUACUUGAACCAAAUAGGCUCGCACUUGGCAACAAUAAUAAUAAUACUAACAAAGCCACUUUUGGCUCCCAAAUCAUGCAAAGUAAAUGCCUGAUUCAUCAAACUCCCUUUAUUGAUACCUUCUAUUUAACCCUACAGCUGCAUUGUGCCUAUGUGGGCUAGUUCAUGAUGUUUAAGUACCGGAUCCGUAUGUUUUUCAAUGAACUGAAAGUGCUGGUUUUCAUGCGGUCUGACUCAAGACGGGGGACCGAUUCAGACACAGACGGACAGACGAGCAGCAUGCGAGGGCUCGGGGUAGGAGGCUGCGGGUGGCCACGCUUCGACUGCUCUACGCGGGACGAUGAGGAGGAGUACUAUGGCACCGAUCCCCGGCCGCGCAGCCUGGCAUUCGAGGAGAAGGAUCCGAAGCUCCAAGCAGGCCUGGACGCUGUGUCGCUCACAAGCAGCUUGGACAGUGGCAUGCGCUCGCCGCAGUGCCGGAUCUGUUUCCAGGGCCCCGAACAGGGGGAGUUGCUGAGCCCGUGUCGCUGUGACGGCUCUGUGCGCUGUACUCACCAGCCCUGCCUCAUCCGCUGGAUCAGCGAGAGAGGCUCCUGGAGUUGUGAGCUCUGCUACUUCAAGUACCAGGUCCUGGCCAUCAGCACCAAGAACCCACUGCAGUGGCAAGCCAUCUCUCUGACGGUGAUAGAGAAGGUGCAGAUAGCAGCCAUCAUCCUGGGUUCUCUGUUCCUUAUCGCCAGCAUCUCCUGGCUGGUGUGGUCGUCCCUCAGCCCUUCGGCCAAGUGGCAGCGCCAGGACCUGCUCUUCCAGAUCUGCUAUGGCAUGUACGGCUUCAUGGACAUUGUGUGCAUAGGUCUUAUAAUUCAUGAGGGAUCGUCUGUAUACCGGAUCUUUAAGCGCUGGCAGGCGGUGAACCAGCAGUGGAAAGUACUGAACUAUGAGAAAGACAAGGACCUGGGCGACCCCGUCAGCUCCAGCGGCAAGGGUGGGGGGCGUGGGGGUCGAAACCCUCCCCACAGUUCAGCCGGGGCAGACAGGGGAGGCCGGGCAGGCCAGCGUGUUAGGACUAUUCUCAACCACCACUGCGGCUACACCAUCCUGCACAUCCUCAGCCAGCUGAGGCCCAAUGAUGCACGCAUCAGCGCCACGACCAACCGUGAGGUGGUCAUGAGGGUCACCACCGUAUGAGACCGGACUCUGCAGGUGGGAGGGAUUUGGACAACAGCCAACAACCACCCAGAUCCAGCUCCUUAACCC